AUUUGCGAGGGAGAGAAGAGAAGACCGGAUACAUCUGACAAAGGAUCCGCCUAGAAGAUUGGAAUUCAGCCUUGCUGAACCAAAUCUCUUGUUUCUUUAGCAGUAGCACGACUCAAAGAUUGAUUACAGUCGACUCUCUCUCCCUCAUUCUCUCUAUGUUUAGCGUGUGGAAGUUGCGACGUAUCAUCAACCGAGGUCGAGUUUAUUGGAAAGAGAACAGGUGGUUGAAGUGUGGCCACUUUGGGUGCUGCUCUGGUAGUGGGAGAGCAAGUUGUUCUGUGAAUGAUACAAACAAACGCUGAUCUGAGGUUUAUAAAAAAAGUGAGUCCUUCUAUUUUCUUUUUUUCCUAAGACCAUUCACUGGGAACAGGUUGCUGUUUCAUUAUGUCCUUGAUGUACCUUGGUUGAAGGGAGAGGUUAGUUAAUACUUUCACAGGCUAGCUGUGGAGGUUGCUGUUGAAUGUGAAUGUUGGGUGGUGUUUCAAAACUAUAUAAAGCUAAAAGAUUUCAACUAUGUUAAUUAGUUCCUCAAAUUCAUUGUGCUGAUUAUCUGUCAUUUUUUAAUAGAUGCUUUGGCAUUUUAUUUAUGUUAGUAUUGAUACACCAAGAUUUGUCACGUCAUUAUGGUAAAAAUUGGCAGCUCCAAAUAAACUAAAGGGUGGUGCUAUAUAUAACUUCUUACAUACAUGGUAGGAUACCAUUGUUCUUGGAUUUCAUCCUUAAUAAAUAACCAAUAAUGAGCACCCAUGUAGUUAUGAAAGUUCAAAAGAAGCUGGUGAGCCCUAUAUAUUACCUCCUAUAUCAAAUACAAAGUGCAUAUUAUUGGCUGUUGAAUCAUGUAGGAAAUGUUAAAAUUCAUUAGAUGAUUUUGAUACCUAUGCAAUGCAAUUUGUCUGCAUUUCUGGAUGAGUGGGUUUGGGCAGGGCAUAAUUAUGUGGUAUUGAAAUCAUCUAGAUGUCUUGAAUUUUUAGGCAAGUGAUACAUAAAUGCAACUUCUAAAUGACUUGACAGUAUGGAUUUGUUUGUAUUUGAGGGGGAAUACUUUUGUUUACUUGCAGACCUAGAUCUUUAGUUGUGCAGAUUCACCAUCUCCCUUAGAGUUGAGUAGAAAAUGAAAUUAUGUGGAUAAAAUACCUUGUGAGAUUUGCAGGGGACCUUUAGUCUACAGAAUACAACCUUCAUCUGCAAGCAAGCUCUAACGCUGACAAUCCAGAAAUUACAAAUUUUAUCAGUCUUGACUUGCUUGGAAAUCAGUGAUCAAAGUCUUUAGGAGAGAGGUUUCUGGGAAACCAUCCUGGAAACUUAACAUGGGUGUGCAACAGGAUGACAUGAGCACUAAAAGGGACGACUUUUCAGUUUCUGGAUCAGAGAAGGUAUGCUUUCUUAUUUUGCUCAUAAUGAUUAACCAUAUUUUAUGGUGUUAGCCUUGUUUUUUCUGUUUGACAGUUUGGGGUAGAUGUUCCUUGGCAAUAUUUCCCUGAUGAAAUAAAACACAUACCCAUUAAGAAAAGGAGAUUUAAGCUCCAGUCUCCAUCACCAAUGAUGUUUCAAACUCCUUCACCACAAUGUCAAUGGAGUCAUUUAGAUUCAGUAUACAAUCAGGAACUAGGGCAAUCUAAUGGUCCUGCAGAAGUACAACAUGACUGCUCCUUCCAAUCAGGUCAAUGGAGGCAUUUGGUAUAUGAAGAGCUUUCUGAGGUGAUAAAUAAAAGGCUGGCGACAUUGAAGACUUAUCAGGUUUGGCACAACAACAACAACAACAUAUCCAGUCUUUAUCCCACUAUGUGGGGUCGGCUACAUGAAGAUAAUAUUUCUCUCUAAAAGGUUUGGCACAUGAAGAUAAUAUUUAUUAUUCAACAGUUCAGGAUAAUUCGGUUACCAUGCCAUUAAAUUGCCAUGUUAACAGAGAAAGUGAAACAGAGAGAUCUACUUCUAUGAAAGAUGUCAAGCAUCAAGAAUCUGACUGGACUCUGGGAUUGUCAAUGUAUUCCACUGUAGAUACUGAGGUUUCUAUUCAAGUUAUCAGUGAGAAUAGAGCCCUUGAUAAUUCUCCAUGCCCUGUAACAGAUCCCCAUCUCAAGCAGGUCUCUUCCCAUGGAAAAGACAAAUACAUAUGCUACAAAUGUUGUCAUAAAGGAAGGAGAAGAUUGUUGUGGGACUUCUUCUGUGCAACUCAUCAAAAUGUUGUCCACUGAAGAUGUUCAUUGUGGAAAGCAUUAUGUUUACUUCAAUCUGACAGUCUCAGAGAAGGUUGUGUCUCAGAUUGACAGCGCACAACUCAAAAAAGAGUCUAGAGAAGCAUUUGAUGCACCUGAUAUUGGGACUUCUUCAACAGACUUGGUUAGCAGAGUCAAUAACAGUGAGCAUUCUGUGUGUAAGCCAGAGAAACUGCAACAUUCUCACCCUUCACCGCAAUGUAAAACUGAUCAUGUGUUUGGCAAUACUUUUGGAGGGGGCCAAGAUAGUGAAGCUCCUGCUGUACAUGCUUCUAAAAAAGAAUCGUCAUUGCAUGUUGAUUUGAAUAAGCCCAAGUCUUUUGAGUGUUUUGGUAGGGUUUUUUUUUUAAGGCCAUAACAAUAAUGGAUAUGGUGCAGAUGCUUCCAAUGGUUUUCAUGGUCACAUGGUUGGUGUUGAAAAAUUGACUGGAAAUGAAGCUGGUAAUUCAACAGAAGCAUUUGAUUUAGCUGAUUAUGCAACUUCUUUGACAGGCUUGGUUAGCAGAGUUGACAAUAGUGAGCAUUCUGUAUGUAAAGCAGGGAAACCACUUUCUUCUGGCCCUUCACUAGAGCGUGAAAAUGUGCACAUUUUUGGUAACAUGCCUGAAGAGUGUCAAGACAUAGAAGCUUUUGCACUACGCGCUUCAAAUGAAUCAUCAUUCCAUGUUGCUGAGAAUAAGCCCAAGUCCUGUGAGGUUUUUGGUAAGGUUGCUUUUGAAGAUCCUGGUGAUCAUGGGUAUGAUGUGGGUGGUUCUAAUAGCAUUCAUGGUCAUAUGGUUAAUACUGAAAAAAUACUGGAAGUGAAGCUGGUUAUUCUAGAGAAGUAUUUGAUUUACCUGAUAAUGUGACUUCUUCAAUAGACUUGAUAAGCAGAUUAAACAACAAUGAGCAUUCGGUAUGUAUAUCAGGAGAAUCACAUCCUUCCCACCGUCCAGUGGAUAAUGAGAAUGCACAGGUUUUUGGCUACACUUUUGAAGAUGGUCCAGAUAAAGAAGCUCCUACACUACAUGCAACUCCAAAUGAAUCAUCAUUACAUGUGGCCUUGAAUGAGCACAGAUCUUAUGAGUGUAUGGGUAAGGUUGCUUUUGAAGAUCAUAACAAUCAUGAGUAUGAUGCAGAUAUUUUUCAUGGUGUUCGUGGUCAUAUGGUUGGUGUUGAAAAACAAAAUGGAAGUAAAAAAUGGUUCUGAAUCUCCAUUUGAAGAUGGAGAAUUGAGGGAGUCAGUUUUAUAUUCCUUGGAGGAGAAUGAAAUCGAAGGUGAUGCUGAAUGUGUAGACUAUGAUUCUGAUAUCAGAGAUCAAGAUGCCCUUGAUGCUGCCACUCAAUGUUUGUCAGAAGUAGGUUCCGAUUGUUUGAAAAAUGACAAUAAUGGGUGUUAUGUUAUACAGUGUGGAGGUCUGGAUGCUUCAAAGGAAUCAAGCCAGUCAACAGGCUUGAAAGAACUCUCUGGACAGGAUAAACUGCCUGAUGUUUGUAGAUUUUCUUGUAACAGCACCAUUGCCAGUACAAAUAAAGAACUACAAGCCUGCAAUUCAUUUAAUGGACAUGAUGCCAAAGGUUCUUCUGCAGUAGAGGUUGUAUCAAGCGCAACCAGGGGAAAAUUGUUAUCUUGCAUUGAAGGAUCAUCAUUUUCUGAUGCUUUGGGUGGGAAGGAGAAGAUCAGAUCCAAUUCUGGCUUAUGUUUUCAAGCUAAAAAGGUGCUUGAUUCAGCAAAGUACUUGAGAAAGGAAAGACCUGAUCAGAAAAUACAGGAUGCAAGCCAGGGGGAUGGUCACUGGAUUGAUUCUCCAACAGGCUUAGAUUCAAGAGACAGCUGUCAAACAGAGUAUUGACAUGGUACUGGGUGCUUCAGGCCAACAAGUGUUGGUGCAAAAUCUACAGCAAGGAUGGAUGGAUUGAGCUACAGUGAUCAGAAGCAAUCUAUGUAUUAUUCAUCGAAAGGUGAUUACCAGCCCCACAUUAGAAGGAUAUCUGAUAGUAAUGCCGCUUAUAGGUUACAUAGGAGAUUGGUAGCAGAAAGAGAUAAUAUUGACUCUAGGAGCAGGAGCAGAUUGGCAAUAUAUCCGGAAAGGGUCAAUAGAGGACCCAGAGAAGAGUACCAUGGACCUUCACCUGAGGACCCUGAUUCAUCUUUUGUUGGCAGGUCACGCUAUUUAUCCAGGAGGGACGGCAGCUUUUCUCCCAUUAGAGGUGGAGGUGUUAAUUUUCCCCAGUCCCAUUGGAAGUCUCAAUCACGGUCCAUAAGUAGAUCUCCUGUAAGUUGGCGUUUGCAGGAAAGAAACAUGGGAGCCAGAGGCCUGGAUAGAACUCCGGACUUAAGGUCCGAGUUCAAAAUGGAGAGAACGCAAACACUUUCCCAGAAGUCUGGUUUUCCCGAAGAAGAUAUUUUUAUGUCUCCAUCAAGAAAUGAGAUGUUCUCACGUGGUGAUUCUCAAUGGAUUGACAAUCGGAAUUACAUGGCUUCUCAUUUCAACCAGGAAAAAUCACCUGGGAGAUUCAUUCCUUCUCCAGGAGGAAUGAAGUCUGAUGAAUGUAGAUCCAUGAUAUGCUCCAGAAGGUUUACUGAGCGUGGAGCUGAUAGGGGACAUAAAUAUGAUGGCCGAUACUGUGAGGGAGUGGAAGAUGGUGGCAGAUAUGAGAUGAUUCGUCGAGUGAGGCACUAUGACGCUACUGGUCUGGUAAGGCAGUUCUGCUAUGAUGCAGAAGAUUAUCUUGAAUUGCCUAACUCUCAGAAUGAGGAGAACAGCUACAUUAGAGGUACUGGCAGAAGGGAUUUGCCCAGGAGUAGCAGGAAAGGGAGAGGUUCUUUUAGAUACAACAAUGAGAGGAAAUACGCUGCUGGCCCCAAGUUAUCUAGAAUUUGAGAUUAUGAAGAGGAUCCCAGUAGAGGGAUGAUGACUGGUAUUUAUAGUCAUGUUUUUGUGUCCUCUUUGGGUGGUUUAAUGGUAGUUAGCACAUAGGAACCUUACAACUGAUUAGCAUAUAUUUUUCCUUUGAAUGGGCAAAUCUUUUUAAAUUUUAUCUUGCUCAUCCUAUCUGACAUUGCUUUCUGAAUUGUUUUAACUUUCCAAUUAUUCUAUUACGCACUGUGUCUCCUGCUGUCAUUGUUUUUUGCUUCCCUCUCAUUUGUGGGACUUUUGCCUGGAAACUCUUUGCUCCUGUACAUAAGGUUAUAAAAAUAAUAAAGCAUUAAGAGUGGAGCAUGUUAUGUCUUC
This is a messenger RNA of Diospyros lotus (date-plum), 5431 nucleotides long. RefSeq lists its product as uncharacterized. NCBI's taxonomy places the organism in Eukaryota, Viridiplantae, Streptophyta, Magnoliopsida, Ericales, Ebenaceae. Bases 3263 to 4048 code for a protein of 261 amino acids. The record is from RefSeq and is a predicted model, not a curated record. The transcript has 5 exons.